Molecule: messenger RNA, 1839 nt
Organism: Scatophagus argus
Lineage: Eukaryota; Metazoa; Chordata; Actinopteri; Scatophagidae
Product: Monoacylglycerol lipase ABHD12-like
Exons: 13
Coding region: 113-1180 (355 amino acids)
Biological process (GO): phosphatidylserine catabolic process; monoacylglycerol catabolic process
Cellular component (GO): endoplasmic reticulum membrane
Molecular function (GO): phosphatidylcholine lysophospholipase A1 activity; monoacylglycerol lipase activity
Source: RefSeq, a predicted model, not a curated record
CUACGCGAUUUCCGUGGACUUUGAACUAACUUUAUAGUAGCCAUUGACAAGGGGUCAAAAAACUACUCGACUUUGUCACACGUCUUAAUUAUUUGGAUAAUACUGACGCCACAUGAUGAGGAAAAGGGUCAUUAAACAGGAUGGUUCGUCCUCCGCAUCCCACGACGUUCAGAGAGACGCCAGGGCUCAGAGGGAGGAGGGGACGCCGUCCCAAUGGUGGCUGAAAAGAGGCUUCUUGGCCCUCUUUGUUGUCUUAGUUUUGACACCUUUCUCUCUCAGAAUACUCCCAGAAUUAAUCCAGCACCUUGUUUACACUCACAGAAUCAGGGUGCCAUUCUUUGUUGACCUCAGCCGACCUGCUGAUCUCUCCCUUAAUCACACCAUCAACAUGUACUUAACAUCAGAGGAGGGAAUCUCCCUUGGUGUUUGGCACACUGUCCCUGUAAGUCAGUGGAAAGAGGCACAAGGGAAGGACUUGGCAUGGUACCAGAACAGUUUAAAUGAUGGCAGUCCAGUUUUCAUAUAUCUUCACGGGAACACGGGCACCAGGGCAGCCCCACAUCGGGUAGGAGUGGCAAAGAUAUUGAGUGCACUUGGUUACCACGUGCUGGUGCCUGACUACAGAGGGUUUGGAGAUUCCACUGGGGAGCCGACUGAAGCCGGUCUGACCACUGAUGCCCUCUACUUGUACAAGUGGGUCAAAGCACGCAGUGGAAACAGCCUGGUCAUCAUCUGGGGACACUCUCUUGGCACUGGAGUGACCACUAACUCUGCAGUAAAACUAAAUGAGCAAGGAGUGGUUUUUGAUGGUGUGAUCCUGGAGGGAGCUUUCAAUAGUGCUCGACAGGAGAUAAGAGGUCAUCCUUUUGCUUGGUAUUACUGGAAAUUUCCCGGCUUUGAUUACUUUUUCCCAGAGCCAUGGGCGCACAGCAAGGUAGUCUUUCCUACUGAAGAAAACCUGAAGAAAAUGAGAAGCCCUAUCUUGUUCCUUCAUUCAAAGGACGAUCACUUAGUUCCCAUUAGGUUUGCUGAGCAGAUGUAUGAGGUAGCAGUGAGUGCCCAGAAUGCAGAGCGAGUCAAGAUGGUGUCAUUUGACGGUUCUCUGGGGUACCUGCAUAAUGGUUUAUACAGAGAUCCCCAUCUGCCUGACAUCAUAAAGAAGUUUGUGCUGUCGUUGUAAUCCUGGAAAGACGACUGAUGCAGAAAAACCUUCCCAGACUUGAGUUGCACACCGCUGAUUUCAUUUGAUCAUACACUACAUUCAAAUGGUUUGUCUUAACUGCUGCAGACAUGUUGCAUAAAUAUGUGAUUUACUUUACUUUAUAUGUGAUUUUUAUGAAUACUAAACCUUUGUGUAAAACUUUCAGUAUUUUAAGAAUGAAGGAAGAAAUGAAGAAUGAAGAAAAUUGUUCAGGAAAACAGAUAUUAAACUGUUUUUAGAUCAGUUACAAUUGUUUCCUUAUCUGUGAAUAAUUACAACAAUUCCCACAGGAAAUGCAAUUUAGAUGAGACACUGUUGCAGUAGAUGCCCUCUACUGGGCGUUGUUGGGCAGUGAUAAUGUCCAUCUAUAACACCUGAUGAUGAAUUUGGUAAUCCAAGGUUUACAAUGUCUAGGUGUCAAUGACAUUUCAGGAUAAUACAAGGAGAACAGGCUGAAAUGUCUGGUGUGUGAUCCUGCUAUCACAAGUGUGGUUUUAGAAAAAACAACAUGAAUUAUGAAGUUUGGAGUUCUUUGUUUUAAUCACAUAAAUCUGUAUAUUAAGAUGCAUUCAGAUGAGUUUAAAGAAUCAGGUGUCACUGUAGAUUGAUUACAGUAAAUUUGUUAACCAAUAGUGCAA